AUGAAAACUGUUGACUUUUUGGUAUUUGAUGUUGGUGGACAACGAUCGGAAAGGAAAAAAUGGAUCCACUGCUUUGAGAAUGUAAAUUCCAUCAUUUUUAUUACAGCAAUUAGCGAAUUUGAUCAAGUUUUGUUCGAAGAUGAGGCUACGAACCGAAUGUUAGAAUCAAUGCGCCUCUUCGAAAGUAUUUGCAAUUCUAGAUGGUUCAUAAAUACUUCAAUGAUUGUUUUUCUCAACAAGACUGAUUUAUUUAUCGAAAAAAUUAAAAGGAAAACAAUUAAAGUUUGCUUCAAUGAUUAUAAAGGUAAAGAGGAUUUUUGA
Messenger RNA from Meloidogyne enterolobii, 321 nucleotides. The record is from the annotation of a GenBank genome assembly. Lineage: Eukaryota; Metazoa; Nematoda; Chromadorea; Rhabditida; Meloidogynidae.